CCAUUUAUCAAUCACUUGCAUCAUAUAUCCCAAAUAUAGAAAUGGCUUUGAGGAAGAAGAGAUAAAACAAAAGUCCCAACAAAUGGAGGAGAAAAGCACUUGCAAGGUUUGUGUUACAGGAGGUGCAGGGUACAUAGGUUCUUCUCUUGUAAAAAAGCUUUUGGAUAAAGGUUACAUUGUUCAUGCUACCCUAAGAAACUUAGAGGAUGAGUCAAAGGUGGGGCUAUUGAAGAGUUUAAGUGGUGCAGAUAAAAGAUUAAAGUUAUUUGAAGCUGACAUUUAUAAAGCAGAGGAAUUUGAGGAGGCUAUUCAAGGCUGUGAAUUUGUUUUUCAUGUUGCCACACCUUUGUUGCAUUCUGAAGGUUCUCAGUACAAAGAUAGAACAGAGGCAACAAUUGAUGGAGUGAAGAAAAUUGGAAUGAUUUGUCUUAAAAGUGGGAGAGUUAAGAGACUUAUCUAUACUGCUUCUGUUGUAGCUGCCUCCCCAUUGAAGGAAGAUGGAAUUACUUUCAAACAAUUAAUGGAUGAAACAUGUUGGACACCUCUUAAUUUCUCAAAUCCUUACACCAAACAGUGGCUUUGGGAUUAUGUAGAGUCAAAGAUGCUAGCUGAGAAAGAGAUGUUGAAGUUUGAGAAGGAAGGUUUAGAAGUGGUUACAUUAUGUUGUGGCCUUGUAGGUGGAAACACUUACUUACCUUAUAUCCCAACAAGUGGUGCUAUGUUCUUGUCAAUGUUAACUCAAGAGGAGAUUCUCUACAAUUCACUCAAGUUUUUAGAGGAACUUACUGGAAAAGUUCCAAUUGUGCAUAUUGAAGAUGUGUGUGAAGCUCAUUUGUUCUUCAUGAAUAAUGUUGUUGAUGUUGGUUCUCUCAAUGGGCGUUUCUUGUGUGCUAGCUCAUUUGUUUCUACUGCAGAGAUUGGCACUUACUAUCAACACAAUUAUCCAGAGUUUAAGGUCAACCAAGAGUACUUGUAUGAUCCCAAGAGAGAAAUCAAGUGUGGAUCGAAAAAGUUGGUUGAGAAAGGUUUUGUGUACAAAUAUGGGAUGAAGGAGAUAUUGGAUGAUUGUGUUAUUUGUGCAAGGAAGAAUGGCAUUUUAUAGUAACAAUGAAUAAACAUCUCAUGAUGAAAGUCAAAAUUCCAUAUU
Solanum stenotomum is the source of this 1147-nucleotide messenger RNA. RefSeq names its product anthocyanidin reductase ((2S)-flavan-3-ol-forming)-like. The record is from RefSeq and is a predicted model, not a curated record. Bases 83 to 1102 code for a protein of 339 amino acids. Gene Ontology annotation, molecular function: oxidoreductase activity, acting on the CH-OH group of donors, NAD or NADP as acceptor. The transcript has 5 exons. NCBI's taxonomy places the organism in Eukaryota, Viridiplantae, Streptophyta, Magnoliopsida, Solanales, Solanaceae.